ACAAAAGUAUUAACUAUUAUGUACAAGAUAAGGCAUCACAAAAACUGAUCAUCUACUACAUUUUAAUUACCUCGACGUUCUGUAUAUUUGGUGUUCCAGCGCGCACGCAGCGUCGUCCCCGAUGAUGAGGGGCGUGGAGUCUCGCAAGGACCUGGAGUGGGUGCUGGUCGACCUGCUGAACGCGGCGGCGCGGCGCGGCGGCGUCACGUGCGCCGCCGUCGUGUGCGACGCCGCGCACCUCGGCGUGUGGCGCGGCGCGCUGUGGCGCCGCCUGUCGCCGCCGCUGCCCGUCGUCAUGAUCGUGGUGGAGGAGUACGAGGACCUGCUGUCGCCGAACUUCGACACGCUGGAGGCGCUGCGGCAGGCGCGCAAGGACGGCUGCAACGUGUACGUCAUCCUGCUCGCCAACGGGCUGCAGGCGGCCAGGCUGCUGCGGUUCGGGGACAGACACCGAAUCCUGGACACGCGCGCGGCGUACAUCAUGCUGCACGACUACCGGCUGUUCACUCGCGAGCUGCACUACGUGUGGAAGCGCGUCGUGAACGUGGUGUUCGUGCGGCGCCACGCGGGGGGGACGGCGGGGCGCGGGGGGCCGUGGGUGGAGCUCUCCACCGUGCCCUUCCCCAACCCCAUCAGGGCCGUGUUCGUGUCGCGCCGGCUCGACAUCUGGAGGAAUGGCAGGUUCCACUAUAACAGGCCCCUGUUCGCAGACAAGACUCGCAACCUGAACGCGGAGGUGCUGAACGUGGUGUACCUGGACCACGUGCCCUCCGUCGUCGUCUCCAAGCACAACGACACCAACAAGAUCGGCGGCGUCGAGAUAGAAAUCCUGAACACGUUAGCGGAGAAGAUGAACUUCAAGCCAAACCUGUACCAGUCGGUGAACGCCGAGUACCACAAGUGGGGGCAGAAGCAGGCCAAUGGCUCUUUCUCAGGGUUAAUCGGCGAGAUCGUGAGCGGCGCGGACGUGGCGCUGGGCAAUCUGCAGUACACGCCAUACCACCUGGCGCUCAUGGACCUCGGGCUCCCCUACACGGCGCAGUGCUUCACCUUCCUCACGCCCGAGGCGCUCACCGACAACUCCUGGAAGACUCUCAUCCUGCCCUUCAAGCUGUACAUGUGGAUAGCGGUGCUGCUGGUGCUGCUGAUGACGGGCGCCAUCUUCCACGGGCUGGCGCGCUGCUACGGGCACCUGCUGCGCUACCAGCGCGAACACUACGUCCUCACCGACAAACACGACCACGAUAGGGAGCCGGCGGGCCUGUACCUGUUCGGGUCGGUGGCGAACAGCAUCCUGUACACGUACGGCAUGCUGGUGGUGGUGUCGCUGCCGCGACUGCCGGGCGGCGGCGCCGUGCGUCUGCUCACCGGCGCCUACUGGCUCUACUGCAUCCUGCUCGGCGUCUCCUACCGCGCCAGCAUGACCGCCAUCCUCGCCAACCCCGCGCCCACCGUCACCAUCGACACGCUGCAGGAGCUCGUCGACUCCGGGCUCGUGUGCGGCGGCUGGGGCGCCGAGACCGAGCGCUUCUUCGACGAGUCCUUGGACGAGAUCGGGCAGAGGAUCGGCGAGAGGUUCCAGACGAUAGACGACCCGGACGAGGCCGCCGCCAAGGUCGCCCGGGGGGUGUUCGCCUACUACGAAAACGAGUACUACUUGAAGUAUCUCAGCGUCAAAAGAAAGAACUGGGACGUGAGCAUGGAGACGCAGAACGCGACGAACGCGAGCAGUGUGAAGGUGGCGGGGGACCGGGAUCUGCACAUCAUGUCGGACUGCGUGGUGAACAUCCCCAUCUCGCUCGGGUUCCACAAGAACUCGCCGCUGAAGCCGCUGGCCGACGAGUACACGCGGCGCGCCGUGGAGGUGGGGCUGGUGGGCAAGUGGCUCGGCGACGCCAUGGCGCCGCUGCGCGCGCGGGACUCCGCCGACAACGAGCUCAAGGCGCUCAUGAACCUCAACAAGCUCUACGGAGCCUUCAUAGCCCUCGCGAUUGGAUAUUUCUUGAGCUUCGUAUGCCUCUUUGGGGAGCUCAUCUAUUGGAAUUGUGUUGUCAAAAAAGAUCCUAAUUUUGACAAGUAUGCUAUGGAUCUCUAUUAUGUGAAGAAAAAAUGAUAUUUCAGUUUUAAAAUUAUGUAUUUAAACUAUAUAAUAAGAUCAUGAUUUAAGUUAACAUUUCUUUACAUCUAGUUCAGUCAUAAUUAGUCGCGUGAAUGAACAUGGCGAAUAAACUUGACUCCAAAUGUGUACACGUAAUAAACGCAGGGCCGACAACGCUGACUACAUUAUUUCCCAAACCCCCUUACAAAAUAGAUACCAUAAUCAUACAGAUAAAUCGCUAUCUAAUUACAUUUCAUAAAAAUACAAAUUAUGCUA
Molecule: messenger RNA, 2374 nt
Organism: Leguminivora glycinivorella
Lineage: Eukaryota; Metazoa; Arthropoda; Insecta; Lepidoptera; Tortricidae
Gene: Ir68a
Product: glutamate receptor ionotropic, delta-2
Exons: 8
Coding region: 122-2113 (663 amino acids)
Cellular component (GO): membrane
Molecular function (GO): glutamate-gated receptor activity
Source: RefSeq, a predicted model, not a curated record